Molecule: messenger RNA, 919 nt
Organism: Wallemia mellicola CBS 633.66
Lineage: Eukaryota; Fungi; Basidiomycota; Wallemiomycetes; Wallemiales; Wallemiaceae
Product: NAD(P)-binding protein
Exons: 3
Coding region: 20-874 (284 amino acids)
Source: RefSeq, a predicted model, not a curated record
UCAACAAUCAUUAAUAAUAAUGUCUCAAAAAGUAUUUUAUAUUACAGGUUCAUCAUCCGGUUUCGGUAGAUUCCUCACCAAUGAGCUUGCAAAACGUGGCCAUAAGGUUAUUGCAACAGCUAGAACUAUUAGUAAGAUAAACGAUCUGUCUAAUGGGGACAAUAUUAAAGUGCAACAAUUGGAUGUAACUGAUUCCCCAGACAUUAUCGAGAAGAAAGUAAAGGAAGCAAUAAACUUCUUUGGUAGAGUCGAUGUAUUAGUAAACAAUGCUGGUUAUUCCCAAGCUGGAUGUUUCGAGGAACUCACAGAUGAGGAAAUCAGAAAGCAGUUCGACACCAACGUAUUCGGUCCUGUUAAAUUAACAAAGGCAUUUUUGCCAUAUUUUAGAAGCACACAGACCGAAAGCGUAAUCUGUGCUAUCAGUUCGGCAGUCGGUAUCACUGCUUUACCUUUGAUAAGCGCAUAUUCAUCAAGUAAAUUCGCGUUAGAAGGCUUUUUUGAAGGCCUUGAUGGCGAAAUUAGAGGAUCUGAUUUACCAAUAAGAGUAUCAAUAAUCGAACCAGGUAUGUUCAAGACAGAUUUCAUCAGUAAUGUCCAAAAAGCACAAACUCAAAUUGGACAAUACGAUUCACUUAGGCAACAAUCAAUGACUAGGAUGGUUGAAACUCUUUCUAAAGCUGGUGACGCAGCUAUUGGUGCAAAACUCAUAGCUGAUGCUCUCCUCAAAGAAGGUUUUGCAGCUAACAAGGACAUUCCCCUCAGGUUGCCAAUUGGUACUGAUAGUGUAGAAACUUCAGUCUCAAAAUUCAAGCAAACUUCAGAUAUUUUCAGUGAAUGGAGGCCAUUCGCAGCUGAAUCAGAUCCAAAGGCAUAAGUAGUCUAAAUCUAUUUGUUACAUUACUACAAUAAAGCAUCCCGC